Molecule: messenger RNA, 453 nt
Organism: Arabidopsis thaliana (thale cress)
Lineage: Eukaryota; Viridiplantae; Streptophyta; Magnoliopsida; Brassicales; Brassicaceae
Product: growth factor
Exons: 3
Coding region: 50-379 (109 amino acids)
Biological process (GO): cell differentiation; signal transduction; cell population proliferation
Cellular component (GO): extracellular region
Molecular function (GO): growth factor activity
Source: RefSeq, marked reviewed
AAACCAAAAAAAAAGAAAGAGAGAAAGGAUUAUUGAGGAAGAAGAUAUUAUGUCAAAGAUUAACAUUCUUAUCGUUGCAGCAGUUUUACUUAGCUCCGUGGUUCUUGCUUCAGUGGCUCGUCCGGACUCGACUCUCCAGAGCAAAUCAACGGAGAUAGAGAAGAACUGUGAAACCGAUGAGUGUUUGAUGAAAACGACAUCGGAUGCUCACCUCGAUUACAUCUAUACCCAAAAUCCUCCUCCGCGUGCACCUAAAGAGAUGGAGACGAAGUGCGAAACAGAAGAAUGUUUGAUGAAAACGACGUCGGAUGCUCACCUUGAUUACAUCUACACCCAAACACAUCCUCCAAAACCGCAUGCAUUUAAAGUUAAUCCCUGAUUAUAUUCAAUCAGCAUUCCAUAUUUAAUGUUGUGAAAUCCUUCUUUAGGAAUGUUCUAAUUACCAAUAAAGAC